This is a messenger RNA of Acanthoscelides obtectus, 4168 nucleotides long. NCBI's taxonomy places the organism in Eukaryota, Metazoa, Arthropoda, Insecta, Coleoptera, Chrysomelidae. The record is from the annotation of a GenBank genome assembly.
GUAAAUCACGGGAUCAUUGAGCACGCCCUACUUCUCAUGGAUUAUUUCUAAUUUUGACAACUUGUGGAUUCUGUCAAAAUGCCAAAAAAUUAACCUCACCCCUUAUACCCCUAGUUCUUGUUUGUAUAAUUCUUUAUUUGAAUAUUUAUCACAUUUUAUGAUAAUUGAGUAAACCAUGUGUGAUUAGUUUUUUAUUUUUUUUUGUAGCUCUUACCUAUUGGAUAAGAAAAUGAUUAUUUUAAAACCGGCUUGGGUGAAUCAUGAAGAUAAACCAAUAUUCUCUGUGGACAUUCACCCCAAAGGAGGGCGAUUUGCCACAGGGGGCCAGGGUGGCUCAGGGGGAAGAAUUGUCAUAUGGAACAUUGGCCCUGUACUUCAUGAAGAUGAAGAAUUAAAUCAUAAGAUUCCAAAAAUGUUGUGUCAAAUGGAUAAUCACAUAGCUUGUGUAAAUGUAGUGCGCUGGAGCAACAGUGGCCACCUGUUAGCCUCUGGGGCUGAUGAUAAGCUGGUGAUGAUAUGGAAGCUGUCUAAUGAGGGCAGCUCUUCAAUCUUUGGCAGUGGCAAAGUGAAUGUUGAAACAUGGAAGUGUGUUCACACUUUGAACGCUCACAAUGGAGAUGUUCUAGAUGUUGCUUGGGCACCUCAUGAUGGGUGGUUAGCUUCUGGUAGUGUUGAUAAUACUGUCAUCAUUUGGAAUGCUCACAAGUUCCCUGAAAAGGUUGCUGUUUUGAAGAAUCACACAGGAAUGGUGAAGGGGGUGACUUGGGACCCUGUGGGCAAGUACCUGGCUAGCCAAUCCGAUGACAAGUCCCUCCGCGUAUGGCGCACAUCCGAUUGGGCCCAACAGGAGGUUGUCUCGGACUGUUUCGCCGAAUGCUCGGCAACGACGCACGUGCUGCGCCCCGCCUGGUCCCCAGACGGACAAUAUCUGGUGUCUGCGCACGCUAUGAACGGCGGAGGCCCUACAGCACAGAUCAUAGAAAGAGAGGGAUGGAGACAGGAUAAGGAUUUCGUGGGGCAUCGGAAGGCGGUCACAUGUGUGAGAUUCAACUCCAACAUCCUGAAAAAAUCAAAAACGACUAACUCGAAAGCUACGCAGUACUGUUGCUGCGCGAUCGGAUCAAGAGACCGAUCGAUCAGCGUAUGGUUAACAUCUCUCAAGCGACCUCUCGUGGUAAUCAAGGAACUGUUCAAUGACAGUGUAUUGGAUAUCACAUGGAGUAGCAACGGAUUGUAUCUAUUAGCCUGCUCAUGGGACGGUACAGUGGCGUGCGUUACGUUUACGCAAGAUGAAAUUGGGACGCCAUUGUCUAUGGAAGAAAAGAACGCCCUGUAUGAAAAAAUCUACCACAAAUCUCUACAGAAAAGCUGGAACCUGAACCUGCAAGGCACCCAGAUCGUAGAGAACCCAGAACUCUUGAACACAAUCGAAGAAAUGAACGAAAAAUCAAACAUUCCAUCGAUAAGUGUCGAUGAGAGGGAAGACGUGGUGACAACGCCGAGCAAAGAUCGAUCCUUCGAGUCUCCUAAUCUGAACCAGAGCUUUCUGGUGCCUGCUAACAAGCAGGUUGAGACCAGGUUGCCUUCUGGAAAGAGAAGGAUAACUCCUAUGCUGCUCACUACGGUGUCGAAUGUUUCUAAGAGUGAUGACGCGCCUACGGGUUUGCUGCAGAUAAAUGCAGACUUGUCAAAGACAUCUUUUAGCAAAUCAUCGCCUACCAAAAGUCAAAUAGUGGUAGAAACAGUCCAACAACCAAAGGAGAAACCUAAACCUGUUGCCGAAUCACAGGCAAUAGCACAAACUGAUGUGAAUCGAAUGUCCAUUCAGCUGCCCGGAAUUCAUAUCAAUCAAUUAAUGUGUUGUGAAAUUCCUGGAGAUGAACCUAUAGUAAAAUUCAUCAAUGUAUUGGACCCUCUAAAAAUGCCUGCUGGAAUUUCUGUCACAAAAGAGUGUAAUGCUAUGAAAAUACAGAUAACAAACAACUGCCACAAGACAUCUAGGGGCUCAUUAUCCAAGAUUGAAGUAUUUGACAAUCAAAAUGACAAGGAGCCGAAAUGGGAAACGUAUUUAGGAUCUUGCAUAAGGUGUAUAGCAGCCAAUAGGAGAAAAAUAGUAGCGUGUUGCGAAGAUCUCACGAUCAAUUGCUAUGACCUCAAAUCAGGAUCUAGACCGCUGCCUCCGCUACUGAUAGAGGACCUAGUCUCGUCGUUGAGUAUAUCUCAGGAGGGCCAUUGUUUAGUAUUGACGAAAACGGGUCUGAUACACAUGUGGCAUUUGGAAAGUGCAAAGAAUAUCUUGUCUAGGGUAUCUGUCAGAAGUUUGCUAUCAGGAAAAGGUACGAUAAGUAGUUGUAACCUCAGUUCAUCAAAUCAACCAAUUAUAUCUCUAUCAGAUGGAAGAGCAUAUGCGUAUAGUAUGGAGCUACAAACUUGGUUGCAGUUGUCAAAUCCUCUAGAUCCAGUGAGUGGUGUUGGAGGUGACCUCAGAAAAAAAGUGUCUCCAAUGCUGCCUUUGGCCUCAAUACAAAAAUCUAUGCCAGUCCACAGAAAUGCGGAUAUGCUACCUCCCGGGGUACUGCUCAGUUUUCUAGAAUCUCAAAUUACGGCAACGAGUGUCUUGCAGUCAACUACAGAAUAUAAGCAUUGGUUAUUAGCUACUGUCAAUCAUUUACUAGAGAAAGGUCCUGAAUGCAGGUUAAGAGUAAUUUUGGAUGAUCUUAUGAGAGCUCACAGAUCCAAGUCCAGUCGUCCGGAGGAAAAUUGUCUUGUGGUAUGUAUUUCACAAAAAAUUGUAUAUCCUGAUUAUAGGAUUGUUCAUUCCUUAUUUUAAUUCAUACGGUGCAGACCAAAUUUUGCCGACAGACGCGAGUUCAAUGUGUACGAGACAGAAAUGUGCGUAAGGCACAUAUGUUAGAAAGAUAUUGAAGCCGGCUGGAUAGCGAAACUCAUCGCCACGUUGCCUAGCAACGGUGACGCAGAAGGUCGUGCAAUCUGCCGUGUUGCCAAUAUGUUACACCAGCUCCUUGAAUUAAGAUGCAUAUUGAAAAUAUGCGCUAGUUUAUUCUUUGCGCCCAAAUAAUGGUUUAAUUUUGAGCGUACACAUUUUUUAAUUGUGAAUUGCGUCGAAUCUGUUUGGGAUUGAUUUACGAUUCGUCCUAACGACGCUCCAUUUUAGGUCGAAAUGAAAUUUCAGGAUCGUCACAAAUUCUGCAUCAUUGUUUCGUUUGACAACAGCGCGUCUUGUACAGGGUGCUCAACUAAGAAUGCGAGGUACUGUAUCUGGGAACCUAUCCAUCGUAGGGGCUUGCGUUAUUACUGAAACGGUCAAGAGAAAAACCUGGAAAAUAUUUUCAAGUUUCUGAAAUGGCUGUUAGGGGGCGUAACUGCAAUCUUGAAUCUAAAAAGUGAUGUUUUUGUGAAUUUCGCUAUAUUAAUCUAACAAAAAAAUACCUGAGGUACGAUAGAUGGUUUGUCAAAGUUGUGUUAUACGGUUGUUAUCACUCCUACUGCCAUUUUUUUUGUAUAAGUCAAGUCAAAAGUUUUCUCCUUUUUUGACUGUGUUGACUGCGAAAAGGAAUUUAGCAAUGAUAAGUACGUACGUUUACGUGCUUUAGCGGCUUCUCGGGAGUAUCAACGUAGAUUUCCCAACAGACGCCAAAGGUUUUUACGAGUUCAUUUCUAAGACUUCGACAAUAUGGAAUUGCCAAACUUCCCGGAGUUACAGGACAUGGUGCCCGGAAUACUGUUCAAGGGGAACUGGAAGUGUUGGCGUUGGAUGAUCCUAGUACAAGUACUAGGCGGAUUGCAGCCCAGUUACCAUGUUCCCAAAGUCUUGCUUGGAGAAUUUGAAAUCGGGAAGUUUCACAUCUUUACCAUCGGCAAAAUGUGCAAUGUCUGCAACCCGGCGACGAAGUGCAACGGCGAAAUUUUUCAGAGUGGUUACUACAAAUUCAUAAUCAAAAUGCAGAUUUUAUUGAUUUGGUUUUGUGGUCAGAUGAAUCGCGUUUUACGAGGAGUGUGUAAGAAUCGACUCGUUUCAACACAGAUUUUCUAGAAAUGUCUGCUGCGGCAUUCUCAAUGGCCAACUGUUUAUGCACGUAUUGCCACAACGUUCAAAUGUUAACUCAUACUUAGCUUUUCUAGAGAACUACAUAGAACGUGAUAGAUG